ACCACCACCACAAAACCAACAAGCAAACAGGUAUGCGGCAUUUCAUAGGUUAAGAUGUUAUUAGUAAUAGUUCAUCUAUUUGAAAUAAUUUAAAAGAAUGCAUGGAAGAGUCUAAUAAAGAUGUAUUUUUAAAAGAUUAGUCCUUUCUGAAUCAUCAUGUAGCUUGCUUCUUUCCAUUCCCUUUCUCCCCUCCCCUCUGCUUCCUUCCCUUUUCUCUCUGUCUUUGUUUUUUCCUCUGUGGUGCUUGGAAUGAACCCGACAUCAUACACAUGAUAAGCAAGGUUUCUGCCACUGAGCUGCAUUCCAGCUUUUAGCCAUCUUUAGACUUUCUCAUUCAUGAAAAGUUGGAGUUGGAGUGAUGGAUCAGAGAUUAAGAGCACUCACUGGGUUCUAUUCCAGAGGACCUGGGUUUGAUCACCAUCACCUACAUGGCAGCUAACAACUAUCUGUAACUCCAUUUCCAGGGGCUUGUAUGCGCUCCGCUGAUCUUCAUGAGCACCAGACACACAUGUGGUGCACACACAUAUCAUAUAUGCAUUUGUGUGUAAGUAUGUGCAUAUGUAUAUAUACAGGCAAAAUACCCAUAAACAUAACAUACGAAUGAGUAAAUGACAACGAUUUAAAGUAAAUGAACUUGCUCCAGUCUCCUCUUAGGUUGCAGAGCUGAUUUCAUUUGUUUUCUCAGUUUGCAUUGGUUAUUCAUUACAAGAAAAUCUGGGGCCAGGCCAAGCAUUUAUUUGCUAUCCUGUAAGAGAAGAAGAAACGGUAGCAUCUUAGUUGGAGGACCGAGAAGCCAUGAAUUCUAAGCAGCAGACAGUGAGACUAAGUGAUGGCCACUUCAUCCCUGUUCUGGGCUUUGGUACCUAUGCACCUCAAGAGGUACCGAAGAGUAAGGCUACAGAAGCCACCAAAAUAGCUAUAGACGCUGGUUUCCAGCAUAUUGAUUCUGCUGCUAUGUAUCAAAAUGAAGAGGAAGUAGGACUAGCCAUCCGAAGCAAGAUUGCAGAUGGCACUGCAUCUGCACAAAGGGAGGAUAUAUUUUACACAACAAAGCUUUGGGUUUCUUUUCAUCGUCCAGAACUGGUGCAACUUUGCUUGGAAAGGUCACUGAAGAAACUCCAGUUGGAUUAUGUGGACCUGUACCUCAUACAUUUUCCAACGUCUGUCUCUUAAGGCCUGAAGCACCCACAAAUGUGUGGAAGACUGAUUGUUUGCCAUGGGCCAAUAAUGGAGUUUAUUCGUGGUGGAAAUCACUGCCAUAUUCUUGCCAAAUUCCUAAGUGAAAGUGACAUUGAAUAGAAAUUAAAGUUAAAUCAAAAUAGUCUAAGUACCUUGAAGUAAUUUAUUAAGUUAUUAAAAAUUAAGUUUAAAAACACUAGGAUCAGAGGAAAGGGGAGGAGGACCUCCCUUUUCAGUGGACUGGG
Molecule: messenger RNA, 1424 nt
Organism: Psammomys obesus (fat sand rat)
Lineage: Eukaryota; Metazoa; Chordata; Mammalia; Rodentia; Muridae
Product: estradiol 17 beta-dehydrogenase 5-like
Biological process (GO): progesterone metabolic process; doxorubicin metabolic process; prostaglandin metabolic process
Cellular component (GO): cytosol
Molecular function (GO): bile acid binding; ketosteroid monooxygenase activity; androsterone dehydrogenase [NAD(P)+] activity
Source: RefSeq, a predicted model, not a curated record